Acanthoscelides obtectus is the source of this 1424-nucleotide messenger RNA. NCBI's taxonomy places the organism in Eukaryota, Metazoa, Arthropoda, Insecta, Coleoptera, Chrysomelidae. The record is from the annotation of a GenBank genome assembly.
UAUGAACCAGCAGUAUUAUCCGACUCAGUCGCAGCCAGAUGAAAAGAUCCAUUCUGUAGUUUAUAUUGACUAGUACUAGCAGUAGUAUGUGACGUAGUCUCAGUCAGAUUGAAAGGUCCAUUUAGUUGAUAUUGAUUUGUACCCAAAGAAUGUGAAUUUGAUCUAUCGGCAGGUAUAUGGCAACUGGGGAGUCUUUCAGAUCUCUUAGAUUUGCUUUUAGAAUCUCCCACAGUUACAUAAGUGUAAUCAUCCGAGAAACUUUAUCAGCAAUAUGUAAACAAUUGGUGCCCAUUUUUAUUCCAACGCCAACAAAGGAAGCAUUGACCAAAAAAGCUGAAGAAUUUUGGGAACGAUGGGAUUUUCCGAACUGUAUUGGAGCCUUGGAUGGCAAGCAUGUUAGAAUAUUUGCUCCAGCAAAAUCUGGAUCUUUAUACUUUAAUUAUAAAGAAUACUUUUCCAUUGUUAUGCUUGCUUUAGUUGAUGCAAAUUGUAAGUUUAUUGCUUUAGAUGUAGGGUCGUACGGAAAAGAAGGUGACAGCUCAAUAUUUAAUAAAUCGGCUCUUGGAAAAAAAGUAAUGCACUUUCAGAAUUUUUUUCCGGCAGAUCAAAAAUUGCCUAAAUCAAAUAAAGUAUUGCCGCAUGUAAUUAUCGGAGAUGAGGCGUUUCGUUUGGAUAAACACUUAAUGAAACCGUUCACUAAAUUGGCAGCCACUGCUGAUAAAUCAAAAGCCAUUUUUAAUUACCGUUUGAGUAGGGCAAGAAGAGUGAGUGAAAAUGCUUUUGGUUUGCUAUCUCAGGUGUUCAGAGUGUUUUAUACUCCUAUAGCUGUAAAACCAGAGGUAUGUGAUGACUUGAUAUUAGCCGCCUGUUGUUUACAUAAUUUAUUGCGAGAAGCAUAUUUGGAAAGAAAAGGGGUUCCCUACUAUGAAUAUGAUUCAAAAGAAGAAAACUCGAAUGUUUUUCGGAAUCUUACAGGAGCGGGGGGAUAUCAAAACGUUGAAGGGUUCCAUGUGAGAGAUGAGUUUAUGAGGUUUUUCUCACAGGAAGGGAUUGUCGAAUGGCAAAAUCAGCAGGUUUCGAAAGUAUAAGACAAUCUGUACAUGUCAGCAAUCCAUUAUUAUGAUAUUACAACCUUAUACUGAUUUCAAUGUAUAUUGUUAUUAUAAACAGGGAUCACAAGAAAAACCUAAUAAAAAAUGUUUACAUGAAAAUUUGUUUUUUUAUAAAAAUUCCUAGAAUAAAAUGAGUUUCAAAAUAGAACAAAUAAAUACGCGGUACAUGGUGUUCCCAACUAGAGUGUAUUCAAUUUCAAUCAAAGUAGGACGUAAACAAGCGAUAUCGGAUGAUUGCAGCAUGCCGUGACGGCAUGGCCAUGUAUUAUUGGUUGGCAAGCAAUAAAUGCCCUCUAUCAGGCCAAAAUCCAA